Megachile rotundata (alfalfa leafcutting bee) is the source of this 3226-nucleotide messenger RNA. RefSeq names its product Ornithine aminotransferase precursor. The record is from RefSeq and is a predicted model, not a curated record. Gene Ontology annotation, cellular component: cytoplasm. Gene Ontology annotation, molecular function: identical protein binding; pyridoxal phosphate binding; L-ornithine transaminase activity. NCBI's taxonomy places the organism in Eukaryota, Metazoa, Arthropoda, Insecta, Hymenoptera, Megachilidae.
AUUUUGGCGGGUAAAACCGGUAUGAUAUAUUACCUAUGCAUAUAUAUUUCUGUAUUAAAAAAAAACUUCAUUCAUAUUUAACAUGUAGCGGACUCUUCAUAGCUUGUGGGAUUAAUACAAAUGAUUUAUCAUCGUUACUCUAAACAAUAAGAAUAUAACGUAUUUCGUGAUUUAAACCCAACACAACUGCGAGAUCAUCGAUAAUGCAUAACCAGCGACAGUUGCUUAUCAUUCUUGAUUAUAUUGAUAAGACUACUUGUAGAUACAUGUAUGUAAUACGUACUCUACUGAUGGUAAGGUAAACGAGAUUAGGCAGUAUUUUAAGAAGAGACCGUCCUUAUCGUAUUUACUUUUGAAUUCAAAUAAUCAAGGUUUUUGGACUCAAAUGGGCUAUUGGACUCAAACGAUUGAUGGACCGUAUAAUUAUAUCGUUCAUUUUAUCUUCGAUAUGAAGAGCGUGUAACGUGACCGUGCGUAACGAGGAGAAAGGAAUAAAACGCGCGACACGACUAGAAACAGCUAGACACGUCAAGCGAUUACAGUGUACGGUGCUCCUUACAUUUUACUGAUCGCUGAAACCGCGCUACGGAAUCGCGAGAAGAUAGUGGUCGAUUCAAAGAGAGGAAACAUCAAUGUGUCACUUAUACUGAUCGGUGCAAAUGAUCAUCGGUUUCUGCAAAGGUUGAUGCUCGAUACGAUUUAGAAGAUCACUUAUCAACGGGUAAUAAAUUUUUCUUGCGCCGUCAAGUGUGUAUGAUUAAUCAAGAUGUUUAAGAAAAUUGGAAGAAUAUCUAACAACAAGUUUCUGACUCAGCUCUCUCAGAGAAAUCUUACAUCGCACGAAGUUUUCGAGCGGGAAUCAAAAUACGGUGCUCAUAACUAUCACCCUCUACCCGUGGCGUUAUGCAAAGCCGAAGGAGUGUUUAUGUGGGAUGUCGAAGGCAAGCGUUAUUUCGACUUUUUGAGCGCUUACUCCGCCGUUAAUCAAGGGCACUGCCAUCCUAGGAUUUAUAAAGCGCUGAUCGAUCAAGCAAAAGUAUUGACACUGACUUCGCGAGCCUUCUAUUCGGACGCGUUAGGGGAAUUCGAGGAAUACAUCACGAAGCUCUUCGGGUACGAGAAAUGGCUGCCGAUGAACACGGGGGUAGAAGGUGGAGAAACGGCUUGCAAAUUAGCGCGUAAAUGGGGUUACUCGACCAAAGGUAUACCGCAGUAUCAAGCGAAAAUCGUUUUUGCGGAAGGUAACUUUUGGGGAAGAACAAUGAGCGCCGUGUCGUCGAGCACGGAUCCUACCAGUUAUGGUGGGUUCGGUCCGUUCAUGCCUGGAUUCGAAGUCAUUCCGUACGAUGAUCUCGGAGCGCUUCAGCAAGCUUUGGCUGAUCCUCACGUUUGUGCUUUUAUGGUGGAACCUAUACAAGGUGAAGCUGGUGUCGUUGUACCGAAGGACGGAUACCUGAAAGGAGUUCGAGAGCUGUGCUCGAAGCAUAACGUUUUAUGGAUAGCGGACGAAGUACAAACUGGUUUAGCAAGAACGGGCAAACGGUUAGCCGUCGAUCAUGAAAACGUGAAACCAGAUAUUUUGAUUCUCGGAAAAGCACUUUCCGGUGGUUUUUACCCAGUUUCCGGCGUAUUGGCUAACGACUCCGUAAUGCUGACCAUAAAGCCUGGCGAACACGGUUCAACUUAUGGUGGCAAUCCCUUAGGAUGCAGGGUCGCCCUCGAAGCUCUUCGCGUUCUCGAGGAGGAGAAGCUAGCAGAAAAUGCAGAGAAGCUUGGUCAUAUUCUUAGAGCGGAACUUAGCAAACUUCCAAAAGAUAUUGUGACUCUGUCUGUUCGUAGCCAGGGACCGAGCGUCGUUAGACUAACAAGAGAAUUAGGCUCGAAAAGGUCUCUAAGUUCGCAGGAGUUGAUCGAGCGUGACAAAAAGUACGGUGGUAGACACUUCGAGCCCCUUCCGGUAGUUCUCACAAGAGGCGAAGGUGUCCACGUGUGGGACGUCGAAGGUAAACGUUACCUCGACUUCCUCGCUGGUUUCUCAACCGUCAGUCAGGGUCAUUCGCAUCCUCGUUUGGUAAAGGUAAUGAGGGAGCAAGUAGGGAAAUUGAGUCACACGUCCAGAGCGUUUUACUCGGAGCCUCACGGUGAACUAGCAGAAUACCUGACCAAGCUUCUCGGAUGGGACAAAUUCUUGCCUAUGAACACCGGAGUCGAGGCUGGGGACACAGCUAUCAAAGUGGCCAGACGUUGGGGAUACAGAGUGAAGAAAAUACCGGAGCAACAGGCAACCGUGGUUUUCGCCAAAGGCAAUUUCUGGGGACGUUCCAUCGCGGCGUUGUCAGCCUCCACGGAUCAAAAGUGUUACGCCGACUUCGGACCUUACGUGCCUCGAUUUGACAAAGUGCCGUACAACGAUCUCGACGCGUUGGAGGCGAAAUUGAAGGAGGAUCCAACUGUUUGCGCGUUUAUGGUAGAACCGAUUCAGGGAGAGGGAGGCAUAGUGGUACCUAACGAUGGCUACUUGAAAGGCGUACGAGAUCUAUGCAACAAGUACAACGUGCUGUGGAUCGCAGACGAAGUUCAGACCGGCUUAGGCAGGACGGGCAAACGACUGGCGGUCGAUCACGAGAAUCAAAGGCCGGAUAUUCUUAUUUUAGGCAAAGCAUUGUCCGGAGGAAUGUACCCCGUAUCCGGUAUCUUAGCGGACGACGAGAAAAUUCUGUGCCUGGAAGUCGGCUCGCACGGCAGCACUUUCGGCGGAAGUCCGCUCGGAAACAAAGUCGCCUUGGAAGCGGUUAAAAUUUUGGAAGAGGAGAAUUUAGCGGACAAUGCGCGUACGCUCGGAGAAGUUUUGCGGACGGAGUUGCGAAAGUUACCGAAAGACAUAAUCACGGAGAUCCGAGGUCGCGGUUUGUUGAUCGGAGCGGUGAUCAAUAAGGAUUUUGCCGACGGCUGGGAUCUUUGUCUGAAAUUGAGAGAUGCAGGUCUGCUCACGAGACCCGCACACGGACAAAUACUGAGACUGACACCACCGCUUACCAUCACGAAAGAGCAAAUUGAAGAGGGUCUGAAUAUACUGACUACCGUUCUGAAUAGUUACAAGUGAAAUCUUUAACUAUAACGAUGAUCAUCGAACAAUAACAGAACGCAACAUAAAGGAUUGCAAAAGCGUACAAAGUCGUCAUAUGUAAAAUCUACCUUUAAUAUCAAAUAUACAAUGUACACGUUA